Mesitornis unicolor (brown roatelo) is the source of this 2229-nucleotide messenger RNA. RefSeq names its product endothelin-converting enzyme 2-like. Gene Ontology annotation, molecular function: metalloendopeptidase activity. Gene Ontology annotation, biological process: protein processing. The record is from RefSeq and is a predicted model, not a curated record. NCBI's taxonomy places the organism in Eukaryota, Metazoa, Chordata, Aves, Mesitornithiformes, Mesitornithidae. Gene Ontology annotation, cellular component: plasma membrane.
AUGACAGGUCCUGCUCCUGCCCAGGUGGGGUUUCGGAAGGGGCCGGGGCCGCUGCUGAGCCGCCUGGCGUCGCGCAGUCAGCUGGAGCUGGUGCUCUGUGCCGUCUCCAUCUCCCUGGCUCUGCUGCUCAGCAUCGCCAUCGUCGCCCUGGCCAUCCAGUACCAGAGAGAUCCCUCUCACAGCACGUGCCUGACGGACGCCUGCAUCCGGGUGGCCAGCAAGAUCCUGGAGGCCUUGGAUGUGGAGACAGACCCGUGCCAGGACUUCUACCAGUACUCGUGUGGGGGCUGGAUCAAGAGGAACCCGCUGCCCAACGGGCGCUCCAAGUGGAGCACCUUCAACAGCAUCUGGGACCAGAACCAGGCCAUCAUGAAGCAUCUCCUAGAAAACGCUACCUUCAACUCCAGCAGCGAGGCGGAGCGGAAGACGCAGCGGUACUACCUGUCCUGCCUCAAGGAGCAGAGGAUCGAGGAGCUGGGCUCCCAGCCCCUCAUGGAGCUCAUUGACAAGAUUGGGGGGUGGAACAUCACUGGCUCCUGGAACCAGACUGGCUUCAUGGAGGUCCUCAAGAUGGUGUCAGGCACCUACCGGGCAACCCCCUUCUUCACGGUGUACGUGAGUGCGGACUCCAAGAGCUCCAACAGCAACGUCAUCCAGGUAGACCAGUCAGGGCUUUUCCUGCCAUCCCGGGAUUACUACCUGAACAAGACCGCCAACGAGAGGGUCCUGACAGCGUACCUGGAGUACAUGGUGGAGCUGGGCACACUGCUAGGGGGUGCCCCGGAGCCCACCCGCCUCCAGAUGCAGCAAGUGCUGGACUUCGAAACCCAGCUGGCCAACAUCACCGUGCCCCAGGCUGAGCGGCGUGACGAUGAGAAGAUUUACCACAAGAUGAGCAUCGCUGAGCUGCAGGCCCUGGCUCCCGCCAUCGACUGGCUGGAUUACCUGUCCUACGCCCUGGCCCCGCUGGAGCUGGUGGACACGGAGCCCGUGGUGGUGUACGGGGACACAUACCUCCAGCAGGUCUCUGACCUCAUCAACAGCACCGACAGGAGUGUCCUCAACAACUACCUGAUCUGGAACCUGGUGCAGAAGACGGCCUCCAGCCUGGACCAGCGCUUUGAGACGGCCCAGGAGAGGCUGCUGGAGACCCUCUAUGGCACCAGGAAGUCCUGUACGCCCCGCUGGCAAACCUGCAUCUCCAACACGGACGACACUCUGGGCUUCGCCCUGGGCUCCCUCUUUGUCAAAGCCACCUUCGACCGGGACAGCAAAGCCAUCGCCGAGGAGAUGAUCAGCGAGAUCCGGGCGGCCUUCGAGGUGUCUCUGGACCAGCUGGACUGGAUGGACCAGAAGACCAGGCAGGCUGCAAAGGAGAAGGCGGAUGCCAUCUACGACAUGAUCGGCUUCCCCGACUUCAUCCUGGACAACAAGGAGCUGGAUGAUGUCUAUGAUGGGUACGAGGUCUCGGAGGACUCCUUUUUCCAGAACAUGCUCAACUUCUACAACUUCUCUGCCAAAGUGAUGGCCGACCAGCUCCGAAAACCCCCCAACCGCGACCAGUGGAGCAUGACCCCACAGACCGUCAACGCCUACUACCUGCCCACCAAGAACGGGAUCGUCUUCCCCGCCGGAAUCCUGCAGGCCCCCUUCUAUGCCCGCAACCACCCCAAGGGUGUUUCAGGACCCUCCACAGCUGUUCCCCGGUCCCACCCCGCCCCACGGCUCUGUCCCACAGGGCGGGAGUACGACAAGGAGGGCAACCUGCGGCCGUGGUGGCAGAACUCCUCCCUGGAGGCCUUCAAGAACCGCACGGCCUGCAUGACGGAGCAGUACAGCCGCUACACCGGAGCGGGGCCACCACACCGCUACCCCGUCCACCACGAGAAGGUCAACGGCCGGCAGACGCUGGGCGAGAACAUCGCUGACAACGGCGGGCUCAAGGCAGCCUACAAUGCGUACAAGUCCUGGCUGCAGAAGAAUGGGGAGGAGAAGCGCCUGCCAGCCCUGGGGCUCACCAACCACCAGCUCUUCUUCGUGGGCUUUGCACAGGUAUGGUGCUCCGUCCGGACACCUGAGAGCUCCCACGAAGGACUGGUGACCGACCCCCACAGCCCCGACAAGUACCGUGUCAUUGGCACCCUCAGCAACUCCCGGGACUUUGUCAAACAUUUCGGCUGCCCCCUGGGCUCCCCCAUGAACCCCGGCAAGCACUGUGAGGUGUGGUAG